UUCCGUAACCGUAAACGGCAGUGAGUAUCUCCCACGAAAAAUACAAUAGAAAAAAAAAAAAAACAAUUUAUUCCGCAUAUCCGGCGUGUGGAGUUGCUCGAUUGACUCCCCCCGAGUGUUCUGGUUGUUGUGAAAAAAAAUAAUUGCACCCAUUACUGAUAAGAUUAGUCUCAGAAUGACGAAGUGAGUAGCGACCGAGAGAAUCGUGGGUGCAAGUGAAUGAUAAAAACAGAAGUUGUUUUCAAUCGACGUCAGAGAGUAGCACAAAUGGCUGCAAUGGCCACUCGCUCUUUGUAAUCCUCAACUGGACAUUCGAAUAUCAACAGGAGAAUUCCAAAAAAAAAGUCCAUUGACCAUUUGCGGUGUGUAAUGGAAAAAUUGUGCGCGAGUUAUUCGUAGACCCAUUGAUAAUGCUCAACAAGUAAAUAAAUUUGAAAAAAAAAAAUCGGUUGCUCGAGCAACAACGGUGGUAUUGUAGGAUGACGACUGCUUCCUCCGAAGCGUCCCCUCUCCAUUAUUCAUUCCGAAAGACUUAUUGCAUCGUUUUAAUUGAAAUAAUUGUACUACUGAGUCAUUCUCAAUGGGCAAGUGGAAAUCAUGUGGACCCAUUGGGACUCAAUGGAAGAGAGGAUGUCCAGUGUCCAGUGGAAUGUGCAUGCCUGGGUAAUACUGUUGAUUGCAGUGGACUCCAAUUAAUUGCUCCCCCCAGUGGUUUACCACCCUGGACCGAGAUUCUGGAGCUCAAGGAAAACAGUAUAACUAAUUUGGAGUCAUCAGCCUUCCUGCACCUACAAAAAUUACGGGAACUAGACAUAAGCUCCAACAAGCUCCAAAAUAAUUUCACUAUAACACUGCCGGAGUCUUCGCAAUUGACUAGCCUCAAGGUCAAUAAAAAUUCACUGGAGAGAAUACCGGAUCUGUCGUCCCUCGAGAACCUGACUCAUUUGUCACUUUCACAUAACGACAUAAUAUCUGUAGAUGGGUCGGCACUUGAAAAGCUGAAGGACCUUCAGAGUCUCGAUUUAGCAGGAAAUAGAAUAAAGGUGUUGAAGCGAGGCUCAUUUCACGGUGGGAAUCACCUCUCACGAAUAAAUCUGAAUAUUAAUCAGCUGGAGGUGAUCGAAGUCGGUGCCUUUGAUAAUUUAACCCACCUCGAAGAGCUCAGGAUUAACAAGAACAGCCUCACACUCCUCAAUAAAUCCGUAUUCUCAAGCCUGGCCAAUCUAAAAAUUCUGGAAUUAAAUCGAAAUGAAUUGCAACAAAUUCCCGCUCUCUGCCUGCAGAACUUGACAAGUCUCCAGGAGUUGAGACUGAAGAGAAAUAAAAUAGACACGAUCUACGACGGUGCAUUUUGGCAAUUAAAAAGUUUAUUAACCCUACAACUGGACUUCAAUGCCCUGACAGAAGUGCAGAAGGGUGCCCUGUUCGGUCUGGACGGUCUGAGGAAGCUCACGCUAUCCCACAACAGGAUCACAACGAUCGAGCCCCAAGCCUGGGAGAUCUGCAAGGAAAUUCGCGAGCUAGAUCUCUCAAAUAAUAAAUUGGUAUCGAUCGAGCGAGGAACAUUCGAGUACUUGAUGAAUCUGGAACGCCUGAAGAUCGAUCACAACAAGAUCACCUUCAUCUCUGAGGGUGCUUUCGACAAUACCCCCAACCUCCAGAGCCUCGACCUCAGCAACAACAAAAUAUCCGACAUGAUCGAAGACAUAACACGCGUAACAGGUGCCUUCGUCUCCCUCUCUCAGCUGUCUCGUCUCAGUCUCGCCGUCAAUCAGAUAAAAUCGAUAAAUCGAAAUGCAUUCGUGGGAUUGAAGCAGCUCGACGAGCUAGAUUUACUGGGCAAUAACAUAACGAGCAUCGAGGAGAAUGCAUUUACCUCAAUGCCACGUCUCUCAAAAUUAAAAAUGAAUACACUAGCUCUCGUAUGUGACUGCGGAUUGCAGUGGUUGAGUGUGUGGCUCCGAAAUAAUCACUACAACGAUGCCAAAGUUCGAUGUGGCUAUCCCCAUUGGCUGAAGGGUAUGCACUUGACGGAAUUGCAGCACGCCAAUUUCACAUGCACCGAGUUCCCAAAGCCGAGAAUAAUCGAGGAGCCAUCGAGCCAGAUGGGAAUCAAGGGUGACAAUGUCACACUCACCUGCAAAGCCACGAGCUCAGCAGAUACUCCCCUGCACUUUACCUGGAAACACGAGAAUGUCCAAUUGAACGAAAACAGUCCAGUACGCAUUGAGGAUAAUUCUCGCGCCUCAGAGAGUGGAGUCACUGAGGCUGUCUCAGUAUUGCAUUUAAUCAACGUGACUCACGCUAAUGCAGGAAGAUACCAGUGCAUGGUAUCGAAUACAUACGGCACAUCGUACUCGGCAAAAGCUAAAAUAAGCGUAUUGAUUUAUCCAUCAUUUUUGAAAAUUCCCCACGACAUAAAAGUAACUGCCGGUAGUACAGCGAGAUUGGAGUGCUCUGCAGAGGGACAUCCAUCACCCCAGAUUGCCUGGCAGAAAGACGGUGGCAAUGAUUUUCCAGCUGCCAGAGAAAGACGUAUGCACAUGAUGCCAACAGAUCCGGUUUUAUUCAUCGUCGAUGUGAAAAUAGCUGAUGGUGGAAUAUAUUCAUGUACAGCCCAGAAUUUAGCGGGUGUUAUCGUUGCUAAUGCCACAUUGACUAUUCUCGAAACUCCAUCAUUUGUCAAACCGAUGGAGAACAAGGAAAUAGCUGUUGGGGGUUCUGUUGUUAUCGAGUGCAUGGCGAGUGGCUCUCCCAGGCCUAAAUUAUCAUGGAAAAAAAAUGGCAGUCCUCUGCAGGCCACUGUCAGACACUUCUUCACUGCUGAGGAUCAAUUGCUGAUUAUUGUGGGCACUGAGUCGAGUGAUGCUGGGACUUAUGAGUGUGAAAUGAGUAAUUCAUUGGGGAGCGUUGUGGGGGCCUCCAGGCUCACUGUCAAUCCUGCCCCAUCGACGGUUGUCAAUGAGGAUGAUGUACUCGGGCUCAUUAUUAUCACUGUUGUCUGCUGCGCCGUGGGAACUUCCAUUGUCUGGGUUGUUAUUAUUUAUCAGACCAGGCGGCAUUUGAAUGCUUCCCAUGGGAAUGGAGCGGCACCCAUGUCUCCAGCACCUGCUUCAGUCCAGAUUGAUGGAACCACUACACAAUUGUACCUGGAUUCUAGCUCUCAACACAGUAAGGACAGUGGAACUGGGGAUAGCACUAAUCCGAGCAGCGAUCAGCUGCAGCUCUGCUUACCUGAGGAAAUGGGGCCUUGCAUCGUUAAUACUGAAGAGGAACCAGCAGUCAGUGGUGAGGAUCCUCUCCUGCGUUACACAAAUCACCAACGAAAUAAUGAAACCGACAGUGAGGAUAUGGCCUAGAGCCACUGGAUAAGAUGCGGGUAAAAUUACGAAAGACUAAAAAAAGAAUAAUAGUAUUAAUAGAUUUAUCUUUGGUGAUGAUGAUUUUUGGAGAAGAAAAACCUGUACAUGAUUACGUCUUCACUGAUAAUCAAUCAAAUAACUGAUCAGUGGCCUUGUCGUGUCAUCGAUCGCUCAGUAUUAGGUUUAAUUUAAUGUAAAAUAUAAAUAUGCGUAUUCAUGUAUUUUCUGCAUAGCUUGGAGAUACGUCAGGGAGGUAAAGAUUUGAAAUGUGUAAUGUACGUGUAUAUAGAGAUGUUAUAAUAAGGCGUACUAUAAUACUGCGGGAUGGCCUAAUUGUCGAAUUGAGGACUCUAAUAGACAAAAGCCUUUUUUUUGUGAUAGAAUAUUUAUUCUAGGGUCUAAGUCGAUUUCAUGAUUAUUUAAAGUAUUAUUGCAGAUCCAGUGCUGACUUGAGGAAGUCGUUUUGUUUUGAAUUUUUUGUGAAUCACUCUUUAUUCACGUCUUCUGGUGAGAUGACAGAAGGAAAAAUGAACACUCAAAAAUUUUCUAACUAUCCAUAACUCGUUGAAAGGGUAAUUGAAAUUUUAAUGCGAAAAGUUGUUCGAUUUUUUAUGAAUCUAAUGAGAUAUCGACAGUUAUUAAAAUGUCAGAAGUGUCUAUUUUAUCCUCCACUUCCCUGAUGGUCGGUCGUAGUCUUCCUGAUUAAAAAAACAUAAAAUGCCACAUUUUGAGUGCCCAAAUGACAAAUGAAAAAUAAAAAAAGUCAGUUAUUAUUGGUCGGGGACAGUAAAUUGCUCAUACAUCAACACUUUAUUUCUAGUAUUACCGCACUCUUAAUUUUUUUUUUAUUCGAAUACAUAAGGAUAUUGUUUUUUCUUACCUCUUGUUGACAAUUUAGCAAUUUAUCAUUUAUUUUACUGACCCAGUUUUUCCUUAGCGUUUUUAUUGUACAUAAUGUGUAUUUUUCGAUAUUGAGGUUUAAAAGUGUUCCAUUGGAUCAGUAAAUUGGAAAUGCCUUUUCAAUGCCUUCAAGAUACAGGAGUAGUCGAUAAUGAAUUAUUUUCGAAUGAGGAAAAUUUGAAUACUCAGAGUUUCCAAUUGUUCCAUUUACUUUCAACAGAAAAAAUCGUAGAGUUGAAGGAACAACAGGACAAUAUUCACCCCAAUUAUUAAGAGCGACUUAAUGUUUAUACAUAAAUUUUGUGUUUUAUAAAUAUCGAAAGUACUGGAAGUGCGUGGGAGAGGAAUAAUAAAAAUAUUAUUCAAGAUUAAAA
This is a messenger RNA of Fopius arisanus, 4636 nucleotides long. RefSeq names its product leucine-rich repeats and immunoglobulin-like domains protein 3. Bases 480 to 3359 code for a protein of 959 amino acids. The transcript is spliced from 2 exons. NCBI's taxonomy places the organism in Eukaryota, Metazoa, Arthropoda, Insecta, Hymenoptera, Braconidae. Gene Ontology annotation, molecular function: protein binding. The record is from RefSeq and is a predicted model, not a curated record.